AUGUCUAUCGUAAUUGCCCCAAGUUCCUCAUUAAUAUACAAGGAGUGUAUAUCUGUCCCAGUUGUGUCAACACCAGCCGUAUAUACCGUAUACACAGCACCUUCCCCAACUAUCAUAACGACACAAAUACAACCCCGUCUUCCAGUUGUUUUUAUUUCUAAUCCAAUAGGAGGAAAAACCAUAAUAAUAUAG
Messenger RNA from Plasmodium yoelii, 192 nucleotides. RefSeq names its product apical ring associated protein 1, putative. The transcript has a single exon. Bases 1 to 192 code for a protein of 63 amino acids. The record is from RefSeq and is a predicted model, not a curated record. NCBI's taxonomy places the organism in Eukaryota, Apicomplexa, Aconoidasida, Haemosporida, Plasmodiidae.